This is a messenger RNA of Cladophialophora psammophila CBS 110553, 699 nucleotides long. RefSeq lists its product as uncharacterized. The transcript has a single exon. Lineage: Eukaryota; Fungi; Ascomycota; Eurotiomycetes; Chaetothyriales; Herpotrichiellaceae. The record is from RefSeq and is a predicted model, not a curated record. The coding region runs from base 1 to 699 and encodes 232 amino acids.
AUGGAUUCAACCCAUUGGAGUGCCAGGGCUCUUUUGACCUGCUCUAUGAUCCUGGGAGUGUUAUCGGUCGUCUUUGCAGCGUCUCAGCAAUCCGAUAUCGGCAUGCUUAACAAACCACUAGACAUUCGGCUCUGGCUCAGCCGUGGCAAGGUCGAGCUCGAGAAGCGUCACUACCGCAAGCCCUUUAUCCUCCUCCCUCUGGAGAGUUCUGUUGCUGCUUUGAAGCAAUUCGACUUGCCCAAAGUCGUGCUCAAUGUGGCUGUCUUGUUCUAUAUCAUCGGGUUCGGCAUCUACCUGCUCUAUUCAUGGCUUUAUCACGUCGAGCCCGACGGCGGACGCGACGACUUCCGAAACAUCUUUAUCACCUUCGUUGCGACAGUCGGCGUUGUCUACCUCUAUGUCAUUGUCAUUGGCGGGCUUGCUUAUGCCGACAAUCGCAAGCGCACGGAGGACUUUAACCUCGACAGAACCACCACCUUUGCGAAGCCGGCCUCCCAGGUGCAGUUGGAGGAAUGGCUGAAGGCACUGCAAGAUAUGCAGAGCAUGACCUUCGAGUCUGGAAAUGUUUACAUUAGACUGGAGACGGCAGUGAAUGAAUUGAAAGCAAAAUGGGAAACGGACAGACAGGGAUCGGAAGAAAGAAAGAAGGUUAUGCGAAUGCAGAAGAAGCGACGAGCAAGUGCGGCACAUAAUGCAUGA